UUAUUUUUCUAUCAUCAUGGUGCAUGCAACACACACACACACACACACACACACAUAAACAUUCCCCAUGACUAGGUCAACAUUUGAAAAAAUCCUCACUCUCCGAAUCGUCGUCGGACAUUAUGGAUUUGGAUGAUGGCAUUGAUGCAACUACGCCAGGUCUGACUGAUCAUACGGGCCGUCAUAUGGUUCCCUUUCUGCGCACGCAGCAAUCCUUUGAGAAGCAGCAGCUGCAAUUGCAGCAGCAGCAGCAGCAAGGAUUGCAGCCAGGACAGCAGCAAUCGCUCAAUGGACCCAGAAGCACAAACAGCCUCCAGUUAAGGCACAACAACGCCAUGGCCGUCAGCAUUGAGACCGACGUCUGACUACUAGUCAAACAAAUGGAAAAUGUACGAAAUUUGCGCAGUGAAAUGUUACGUUGGAUGCCAGAAACGUCAUCAAAAGCAGUCUAAAUUUAGAAUUUUAUUAAAAAUACAGCAAAUAAAUAUAAUAAUAAUGAAAAUAAUAAUUAUUAGUAAGCAGCAUAGUUGUAAAUUACAGUAACAACACACACACACACACACACACACAUAUACACACACACACACACACAAACAGUCUCUCCAGCUUGUUAGGCAUAGCUUAAACUCGCGUUUUAGCUUCAAAUUUAUUGUUAUUUACUUUUUGUUUUUUAUUUUCUGUUUUUCUUUUUGUAAUGCAGCU
Molecule: messenger RNA, 702 nt
Organism: Drosophila busckii
Lineage: Eukaryota; Metazoa; Arthropoda; Insecta; Diptera; Drosophilidae
Product: potassium voltage-gated channel protein Shaker-like
Exons: 2
Coding region: 123-365 (80 amino acids)
Source: RefSeq, a predicted model, not a curated record